Mercenaria mercenaria is the source of this 6598-nucleotide messenger RNA. RefSeq lists its product as uncharacterized. The coding region runs from base 301 to 1674 and encodes 457 amino acids. The transcript has 12 exons. Lineage: Eukaryota; Metazoa; Mollusca; Bivalvia; Venerida; Veneridae. The record is from RefSeq and is a predicted model, not a curated record.
CGACUUUCAAUCUUCCGGGUAUUUAAAUCUAGUUUAUUCUAGUUUUAAUUAAGUAGAAGCGGGUGCGUGCAUUGUGUUAUAUGAAUUUGUCAUUCAAUAUAAUAUAAACUUAAAGGAGAUAAUAUAUUGAUGAAAUUCAGGAAUGUUAGGAAACAUGGUAUUUUAAGCAAGACCUUCAAAUCUGGGAACAAUUCCGUUGAAUUAGUAACUAUACUAAUUAAUUUAAUGGACAACUGCAGCCAGUAAAUAGAUACAGAUUGAAAGGUGUACGUGCUUGCGUGCGUGCGUGCGUAAUCGGGAAUGGCGAGGGAACUGCUGGUAAUUGUCACCCUGUUUGUGUUUCUGGCCGAAUAUGCGAGCGGCGAAGUAUGUGAACAGACAUAUAGCGUGAAAACUUCUUCGAACCAAAAUUACUAUGCACAAUGCGGCUGGUGGGGCUGGAACCGGUGUCAACGAUCAAGGACAGUUUACAAACUUGAGACUAGAACUCGUCAGCUGUGUUGUGCCGGAAGCUACGGAAGCGUUGCCACAGGAUGUGUAGGAGUGUGUCCGUAUAGUGAUGCACAGUCGUCCUCGGCAUGCCCCGGUAACAGAGUUUGCAGGGAUUAUCAGUGCGAUGCAUCUGGCGUUAAUGCUUCAAGUUUGCCAACACCAGCAGCUCUAACAUUCAACGAGAACGAUGAUCAAGAACGACUGUUGUGGACAGUUGAUGGCCAGUGUUUCGUCCAAGAGUCAUGUCCCUGUGCGCGAAGGCGUAGAGAAACCGACGAAAAAGAACGAGAAAAACGUGCAACAUGCACUUGCUCCAAAACGGUUCCAUGCACGCAUUGUACAGUUCAGAGUACGAAUGGAAUAGCAGCAGUUCGCAAUGGAAUCGAGAUCUACCGGAAAGCAUGUAACCAGACAUGUCGUGACUGUAGUAGGUACCCUGGUUGUCUUGACAACAAGGUCAACUAUGUCCUCGCCGUUGAAUGCCGAGCUUCCGGUUAUAUCUACAACGGUGCUGUUCAGCAAAGUUUUAUCCUGAACGUCACGGAAGCGCCAGCCCCAAUCAUAGAAGUAGACCCAGGCAACCUACUUGUCCUAGAUACCGGUGCUAAAGUCGGUGACACGUUACUGACCAUAGGCGAUAUAAUUAUCGCAGAUUCAGAGAAAGUGACAUACAGUGUUGAAGGACCUGUUUCAGUUAACACUGGGGAACCCCUGUUUGGGUACAAUGAGACGAGUAAGAAAAUAAUUGUCAACUCCGACCUGUCUGAAGAACAAAGUGCAGUUUACACUCUUCAGUUUUGUGUGGAGCAUCGCCGUGGAGCCACCUGUGUUGAACUGGUUGUGAAAAUAGAUCGUAUGACCACUACAACAACACAGGCGCCAACCACUCAACCGGAAGACGAGGCGGAAUACAUGUGUAUGGCAGCCGACUCCUGGAAAUUGUUACCAGGGAUGGACUGGUGGUGUAAUUCAAUCUGCGGAAAACUGGGAAACGCAUGUCCGUACCUCGAUACACACUGCAUAUGUCAGGAUAUCGCGAGCGAGCAUCUGAACUGCAGAGGGGGUGGCUUGUAUGCGGAUGCUUUCUACAUGGAUGUGUGGUGUGAUCUGAACUGUAACAUGGGAAUCUACUCGAAUUGCCCGACGAACACGUCCCAACCUGCCUACUGUGUGUGCAACUGAGACCAAAAUAUAGUGCAAAGCGUCAGAAAUAAGUGCAUAACUUUCAUAGCGUCAAAAAUAUGUGCAUAACUUUAGUAGCGUCAAAAAUAUAUGUUUUUUCUUUCGAAAAGAUACAUAAAAUGUCAGUGAAAGCAAAAUUCAUUUUUUUUUUCAAAAGUAAAAGUUACUUUUGUAAAAUGUAAAUGAAAUAACAGACUGCAUCUUCUCCUAACAUCACUUUUAAAUCAAAUAAAUUGUUUAUAUAUUUAGUAUAAUACAAACUGCUUCUGUUUAAGCAUCUGUAAUAGCAUAGGUUUUUACGGAAAGCCAUGUACGCUUUGAUCUAUAUUAUGAACAGGAAUUGUGGAGUUUCAUGUGUAUUACCUUAAAAUAAGCUUUACGUGUUGAAAAUUGAAACAAUCACCUUAACACUAGGGAUUUUUUUCUGUUUAUUUAGUUGCGUUUGAUUUGUCAUCCAAAGUUGUAAUAUUGUGCUUUUUCCCAAAUAUUCAUUUUAAUUCUUUAUCUUUGAAGUUAUUAGCGCUUUCUUACGUUUAUCAAACAGUUAAUGAGAGUAUCACCAAUGUGCUAAAUGUUUACUUUUUUACUGUCUUGCUUUGCUAUCUUAAAAUGUGCAUUCUUUGGUAACAAACUUUUUACUCUUAUGUAUGUUAUAUUGAUUUCUUUUGAUAUUUGUUAUAACUCAUUUGUAUUAUUUCCAGAUGAAAUGUUUCGCAUAGAGUUUCUUAAACUUUCCUUUGCACGUCUGUUUAUAGAUAAAUCAAACUCCGCCAUGUCUUUACAUAAUUAUAUAUAUAAUAAUAAUAAUAAUAAAAGAAACAAGCGGUGCCAGUGAGCUCCCUUGCAAAUUACGCAAAUUAAAAAAAAAACUGACAUGUAACUUGGUCAUUUGAUGUUGUUUGGUCUGUGAAAUAAGCUGGUCACCUAGUUAUGUUAUUAUAUUUCAUCUAACUUAGCUUAGCGUCUCAAUGCAACUCUUUUGGCUGUUUCUGUCUUAUUUAUACAGGUUAGACACUGUCGACUGAAGGAGAUAUUUUAGCAUUAUUGUUAUAUACAAUAGGUAUUGAAAUGUUAUUACCAAUGUAUGUGCUUAUUAGAUAAAUCCUCGAUAUAUAUGUGUAAAUAAGGAAUCUGUUUUGACUAGUUACAAUACUACAUGUGAAUGGCUCUACUGUUAGAGUCAAUUGAUUCAAACAAUAGGAAUUCUUACAGGUUAGUCAUUUAUUAGAUUGGUUUAACUUAUGAGUUGUAAACUAGAGAAUAGAAGAGCCUUUCUAAGAAAAUUGAUCUGGAAGGUAGAAAUAACAGCAAACUUUUAAUAAGACCAUGACUCAUUUACCGCCUGUCAGAAAUUUUAUAUUUGUUUUUCACGAUGUGUCUAAAUUAGUUUUAUCUCUCAAUCUUUCAUAUGCAUUGGUUUUGCAAGUAUCUUGGUGGCACAUUGUAGUGUGUAACAUAACAAAAACAUUCAUGACAAUAGUUGUGCUAGACAUUGUUUUCUUGAGCUCAUUGAAGUCAUAUAAUAAUUUCUAUUGUUUUAAUUGUUUAUUGUUGGUUAUGAGGGCACCAAACUUGUUUUUCUUUUGUUUGUUCUUUUUUGGUAUACAACUGAAUAUUUGUUUGUUAUUUGUCAUUCAUCGGAAAUUCAAAAUGUGAUACACUUUAAGCUUAUGUGAACAAUGAACUGUGAAUGUAACUAAAUCCUGCUGGUCUCCUCACAGUAUAAGAAGCACCUUUGCAAACAUAGAAAAGCUGUUUCAUUGUCUGUUCGUAAAAGGUGAUGAAAUGCGCAACAAGUUAAAUGAAUGAUAGUAUACUAAUCUUACGACUGAGUGAGUUAUUUUUUGCAAGCUUUCUGUGUGCUUAUACUAACAUGACAUCUUAUCAUCCUCUUUUUUAUCAAGAGUUCUUUAAAAUCUAUAUAGAAUAACUUUUCUUUUAAAAAGUUUUAGAUUACAAAAACGUUAUUAAUUGCGCUUCCCCAAUGCAUUGCAUACAUAUUGUUUCUGCCUUCGUCAUCUAUCCCUGUCUGGACUUCCGUCUGUCUGGACUUCCACAUUUAGCUUGAUCGAGUUUCUCAAAAUCAUCAGGUUGGAUUAAUGAAAGUUCACAGAAUUGAUAUAACGAACCCUGAUUGUGCCUAUCCUCUGAUUCUUUUUUGUUUGGAGCUGAUACCCUUUAAAAGUUAUUUUAGUAGCAUUUGUCUAGGUUUUCUUUUUAUCUUUCAAAUGUUACAGUAUCAACAAAAACAAUCAAUGUACUGAAAUGUUUUGAGACAUGCAAUGUUUAGAACACUAAUAUUCGCGGUAAAAAUAACGAAAAUGUUGUUUUCAUCAAUCUUUUCCACACAUCUAUCAGAGAUAAACAAUGAUGAACCAAAGAGAGAGUGCAGAUCUAUGGAUCUUUUGGUCGUGAGUUCAAUCCCUCGAUGAGAUGAUGUUCUACACGAUUUUAUUUAAACCAAGUUGCGUCUUAAAUCAUUCGUUCCCCAUCUCUUCUUCGGGUGGAGAAUUUGGCAAUAAUUGCUGAGAACAUGUGGCAGUAAAUUGCUGAGAACAGGUUAAGUACUGGUACACAAUCCAGUACCACUGGCAGUUACAUAAAUUUAAACAAAAAUUGAAAAGCGGGACUUAACCCCAACAAACAAACAAACAAACAAACAAACAAACACAUAAACGAUCAUUCUUGCAUAAAACCUUUGUUUUUUGCCGAUUUCGGGCAUGCACAAACAGGGAAAAAACGUGUACAAACAAGGAGAUUCUCGUGAGCACGCGCUGUUGGUGAACGUUUUGAAUAUGCUGUUGCGGGUCCAACGUAAGCAAAUUAUGGAUCCCGAAUCAAUUUUGGCCGAAGUCGAAAGGUCCGAGAUUUUUCAUCUGCAUUUUUAUUAAAAAUAUCAUUUUUCAACCUAACUUUACUUUAACUUGUAAUAAGCGCUACCUCUCUUGAUACGCGACUGAAUUGACGUUCCUUAUUAUUGUAUUAUUACGCGUAUUAGACUCAAAGUAAGUUUACACACCGCGAUUUAAUCCCUGAAAAUGAUAGGCAAACAAUAUUUACAAAAAUACAAUUUCGUUUUCCAAAUUAAUUUGAGUCGAGAAAGUUGACAUGCUAACUUUAAAUCUUACACUAAAACUUUUAAAAAAUGUUUGUGUCUACUUUACACAUCUAUGCAGUCUACUGAUGUAGUGAUGGUGUGUAAUGUAAAGCAUAAACAUGACGAAGCGUAAAGUUUGAAGAAUUUUUCCAUAGUUAAUGAACAUUUGAUGAACAGAAGGUAUUUAUUAUAUAUUUUUCAAUUUAUUUGUAGAUCUCACCAACCAUGUUUGAGUUUAUAAAUCCAAUCUAAGUUGAUUAUAUCGAUGUUGGAAAAAUUCAAAUUUUUGUGUUUAUCAAACUUUAAUCGCGAUGGGGUGGGGUGCAAAGCAAAAUUUUCUAGUUAUAGGCCUAGAGAUUUCUUUUUUAACGACAUGAAGAAUAUAAGUAUCGAUACCAGUUUCUAUUAAACGAUAAUAUUUACAUUUAAAAAGCGUAAGGGACAGACUAUUAAUUUAAACCAAGCAGAAUUGUAUUCUGUCGGCACCUCACCUGCAAAUUGUCUAAAGACAGGAUGCCGUGUACAGUAUGCCCUUUUCUCAUAAUUCCGAGCCUCUAAAGCUAAAGUUCCUACCGAUAUAUCGGAAAAAGGGGAAGUCAUGCUUAUUUUACAUAUAUUUAAUAUUAAAGAAAUUACCACAACAAGAAUGUCCGUUCGACAUGUAUAAAAUAUGCACUGUUUCUGUAUGCCCUGGAAAGGCAUAAAUAAAACAUGUGUCCAUAACAACCUGAAACGGCCGACUUCGAUCGGCUAAUGUCAGCUGAAUAGUCUUGCUUUUUCGAUAUUUCCAGCACUUUAGUUGUGUUUUAUGCAAGAAUAGCGAUAACACACGUUUUUUCGUGAAACAACAUCUGCAGAAUCCCUCGGGCUAUGUUGGUGCACUCGCCCUACGGGCUCGUGCACCAACCAAUCCCUUGGGAUUCUGCAGAUGUUGUUACACAAAAAAACGUGCGUUAACCCUACAAAGUAACAGUCACACUUCACGUAAACCGACGGCACCUGUCUUUUGAUAGUUUUCAGUUUUAUCAGGGGAGGUCGAUAUUAGAUUGAAGGGACAAGGAUUCCCGUGAUAACUGAAAAAUAUCUGUUAUUGUAGAAAAAGCUAAUUUUGAUUUUAGCCACAGGUCAUUGACGUGGUAAAUGUGUCAGUUUUAUGGGAUACCUGUGACCGGAGCUGCUUAGUAGAACUUUUUAACAUGCUAAUCUUGGUCCCUUGAGGACUUCUAAAUGAUCUGUUGAGAUUGUUUUAAUUUUCAUGAAAUAUCUGUUUAUAUUUCGAGUUGAAUGUAAAAUACAUAUAACCACUAAAUGGAAUGUCUAUGAUAUUGUGAAUCAUGUGGAUUUGUUCCAUACGUGUAUUUCUCGUUUUUUAUUGUUUUGUUUAAUAAUCAUCUAGUUUAUUUCGUUAUUCAGAUCGUUUUAUUGUCGUUGUUUUACUCUCAUACAGACUUUAACAUUGCUUAUUUGCCAUUUUGAUAUAUAUACGAGUAACGUUGUGUAUGUUUUGAUAUAUACACGUUAUAACGUUGUAACGUUGUGUAUGUUUUGAUAUAUACACGUGUAACGUUAUGUAUGUUUUGAUAUAUGCACAUGCAACGUUGUGUAUGUUUUGAGACGUUUUGUUUUUUGGAUGAAAUACAAUCAGUCGUGUUUUCGUAUUGUCAUAUCAUUAUGGAUUAAGUAUUUUAUUAUUUGUUUCUAUAAAUUUCGAUACUGUACUGUUUUUACACUUUACAGUUUUUCUUAUAACAUGUAUACUACAAUCUCUUUUGUUUUGAUACAUUUGUAUUAUUUUUUUUCUCUUGUUUUCAUUAAAUGUAAUCGUUA